AUGACCAGAUAUGCAGGCAUCGUGUAUCGCUCCCUCGACCAGCGUCUUCUGCAUCUGCCACUUCAAGAGGUCGACGUGAGAGUAUGGAUGGUCGAUGUCUCUGCGAAAGUCAUGGUCCAUCAAAUUUUCGAGAAUGAGUCAGAGAGCCCUACAAGCCGCGCAAAAUACGUGUUCCCUUUUCCCGCAAAUGCUGCAAUUUGUGCCUUUGAGCUCGAACAUGCCGAUGGGCGCGUUAUAACCGGUAUCACAGAAGAGAAGUCAGAAGCCGCAGAAGCUUUUCACGGUGCGAUGGAUGCCGGAAUGUUUGCGGGAUCAACAGAAUUAUUCACACUUUCAGUUGGCUCGAUCCCCGCCCGGCAGAAGAUUACAACAAGAUUGACAUUUGUGAUGAAUCUUUUCGAUGAGGCAAGACAAGAUCAUAUCUGUCUACGGCUUCCAAUGACCAUUGCUAAACGAUAUGGCGAGACUCCGACAGCCUUGCUUAAUGCACCCACAACUAAUGAAAGGACGCGUGUUCAUAUCACUGUGGACGUCCAAACCAGUGAUGUGAUACAGGACAUACGUAGCCCUACUCACCGGAUUUCUACCCCCCUACGAUACAGGAAACACGCAUCAACAAAGUCUGAACGACGGAUGACCGCAAAGUGGUCAUCUACAACAUUCCUAGACCGAGACUUCGUGCUGACGGUACACGCUCAUGGACUUAAUGAGCCUCGGUGUUUCGCCGAAGUCCAUCCCCAACGUGCGGAUACAAUUGCCAUGCAGCUCUCUUUCGUACCGAAGUUCGAGAUGCCCCGCGUUGCACCACAAGAAUACAUAUUCGUUAUCGAUCGCAGUUCGAGCAUGAUCGGAGCCCCGAUGGAAACGACUAAGCGCACGUUGGCAAUGCUGCUCCAUCUCCUACCAGACUCGGAUACGACUUUCAAUAUCUUCAGCGAGGUUGAUGGUAUGUGGGAGACGAGUAUGCCAUUCAAUGACAGGAAUAUGCAGUACGCGGUAAUCAUAUUCUGUCAUCGUCAAAGGCAACUAGACAUUGAGUGGAUUGUGCAGAUCUCGAAUAUACAAGCUAUACAAGCCAACAAUAGCGGAACGAAAUUUGCCCACGUCUUGCAGCUUGCGGUGGCAUCUCGUGAUCACAAUCGCCCGACUACCAUAUUCGUUCUUACUGGCGGUGGCAUACAUCCUGGAUCAUCCACAAACUCCGAUCCAUUCGAGGUUGUCUCAGCGGCUGUCGAUAGCUGCAGGCCAAACGCGCCAUUGAAGCUAUACACCCUCUGGAUCGGUGAACAUGUCGCAUCGGUCGCGUGCGAGCGCCUCGCUCGCUCGAGCGUGGGUGAAUGUUUGCUUGCAGCUGAAGCUGAAGACAUGAUUAGGAAGUGUGCAAGGCUUCUGGCCGCUGGUCGGACGGGCGUAAUCGAGAGUGUCGUGGUUGAUUGGCACGGUUCUGGCAUCCCACCAGCCAUCAACUUCUUACCCUCGAAUUACUGUCACUCGCUUCCACUCAGUCAGGUAGUGCAGCCGGAGCCGCUGUCUCCGAUACAGCAGGUUCCACAUAGGAUCAUGAAGAUAUUCCCCGAGAUGCACUUGAAUGUCUUUGCAAUCACCACCUUUAGGUCGAUCCCUCCUGAAGUCAGGUUGCGUGUCAAGGUCGAGGGUCUGGCUCGGGUCCUCGAGCUCGUGGUACCGGUCAUGGUAGUUAAACAACCGUUCGAGGAUAAAACUCCACUCCUUCAUACUUUGGCUGCACAAGAACUCAUUAAGCACCUGGCAGAGGGUAGAAUACCACUUCCAAGGCCUGUGGCGCCUACCACAAAUGAGGAAGUUCGAAAGAUGGCAAUUGUCCAAUUAGGACUCGAGUACCAGCUUGCGAGCCAGUACACAUCCUUUGUUACCAUAGAGCCCCGGCGUGAGAUGGAGGGGAGCAGGCUACACUGGACGGCGUCAGUAGAAGGCUCUCCGCGGCAGCAUUAUAACGCAUUCCCACCUAGCAUCACGAGAGACGCUCCUGAAGAUUAUGCUUUGGGAAUGGAUGCACCUAUGGUGCAGACAGUUUUGGACAACUUGUCUUGGGUGGUCAACGCAGUGUUCGACUUUUUCACCCCAGAUGCUGCCCCGACAUAUUCGAGACGCCAAAACUUGCUUCCUGGCACAUAUUAUUCCACCGCACAAUCACGUUCGAGCUUGUUGUCCAGUCAGAGCGCACGUCCGUUUCAUCACGAUAACUCGAGCACGGAUACAUUCUCCACGUUGAGUUCACUGGAAGGCUCUUCUACCAACUCUCAAUGGACCCAUUCUCGAUCGUCCAGCCCACUGCGUCAUUCAAUCCAGCGCAUACCAUCGCCAGUCUUCAGUCCAACGCGUAACGCACAUCUGAGGGCACGACUGCCACGACGUGCAGUAGUGUCCGACUCUCACCCACUACCCGUGCCUAAGGAAGUGUAUGCUCUUAUCUUGCUGCAGGGCUACGACGGCUCAUUCACGCCGUCGCCUCCAUUAGAGGCGCUUGUUGGCGUGGAGAUCCUAGAAAUGGCGGCAGAUUUACAGGUCAGUGAGAAUGUAUGGGCGACUGCUGUUGUUGUGGCGUACCUGAAGCACCACCUGGGUGCGCAACCGGAUUUUUUGCAUAUUUUGUUGAGCAAGCCUCUGGAGUACGUCGAGGGAAAGGGAAAGAGAUUGCUGGCCGGUCGAGAGUUUUCAGACUUGGUGGCAAUUGCGGGACGUUCUGUAGGUUAG
Molecule: messenger RNA, 2733 nt
Organism: Suillus fuscotomentosus
Lineage: Eukaryota; Fungi; Basidiomycota; Agaricomycetes; Boletales; Suillaceae
Exons: 5
Coding region: 1-2733 (910 amino acids)
Source: RefSeq, a predicted model, not a curated record